AGAGAGAGAGAGAGAGAGAGAGAGAGAGAGAGAGAGAGAGAGAUGUGCUGAAGACUUCCCUCCACUUCGCAGCGGCCGCAGGGAAGAUAAGGCGCGCGGUAGCUCCCGGGAGAGCGCGAGAUCAUCCCGUUUUCCGGUCGUAUUGUGACUCCUACAGUUGGCACGCCCCUCACAGCCACUUCUUAACACAAAGUGAAUGCGCGUACUCGUUGGUGGACAGUUUCUUUCAUGCGAUAGAUGAGUUAAAAACAUCACGCGCUCUCACACGCUGUUAUCGGGGGACUUUCUACUCGUGUUCGUAUUUUUCGUGUGCUGUCAUCCUGAAUCUACGCGCGCAUUUCGGAAGGGGGAUAUCCGUUCAUUGGAUCAACACCACGCUGGACCGGGCCGGUAGAAUGUAUAGUCACUACUUUAAGUUGCAAGUCGGAAGGUUAACCAUGUUAGGGGCUGCUCGUUUGGUCGUCGACUUUGGGAAAUGAUCGCUAGCAUCAUCGACGGCAAAAUAAUGGUCAGAAGAUGUCUCGUGACGUUCAAGCCGUUCAGGAUAUUUGUGGUAGGCAUAGGCUUCUUCAGCUUGUGUUUCCUAAUGACCUCUCUUGGGGGACAGUUCUCCGCCAAGAGACUAGGAGAUGCUCCCUUCACCAUCCGCACAGAAGUGCUGGGAGGUGUGGAGUCCCGGGGCGUGCUGAGGAAGAUCACAGACAUGCUGGAGGUCAUCUUGAAGAGGAUGGACAGCCUGUCCAAGCUGGACAACACGUCUGCCGCCAGCACACGGCGCCUAGAUGAGCUCAGUUCGGCCAUCAACAGGUUCCAGCCUGUAGGCCUGGUGGAGAGGAUCCAGGCUAUAGCCCAGAACGUGUCCAACAUGGCCAACAGAGUGGAACAGAUACUGCAGAGCAGCAUGGCCCAAGGACGAGCGAUGAGAGACGGGACAUCCGGCCAGUGUGAGGUUCCCAGGGACCCUCGCUACCCAGACUGCCCUGGCAAGGUGGAUUGGAUGCGGGCCCGCUGGACCUCAGACCCGUGCUAUGCCUUCUACGGCGUGGACGGCUCCGACUGCUCCUUCCUGAUCUACCUGAGUGAGGUGGAGUGGUUCUGCCCCCCACUGGCCUGGAGGAACCAGAGCAACAUCCCCCCCACCCAGCACACAUCGCCAGCCAGGACAGCCCCAAGACAGGCUGCGUUCCGCACGGACCUGUCGGUGCUGCUGGAGCAGGUGGGGGGGGGGAAGGAGUCGCUGAGCUUCAUGAAGCAGCGGAUGCGCCGGCUGGCCCAGCAGUGGGGCAGCGCGGCCCUGCGGCUGGACAGCACCCUGCAGCACCGCUGGAGGGACCAGAGGAAGAUCCUGGUCCACGUGGGCUUCCUGACGGAGGAGUCCGGAGACGUGUUCAGCCCUAAGGUCCUGAAGGGCGGGCCCCUGGGGGAGAUGGUCCAGUGGGCGGACAUCUUGACUGCCCUCCACGUGCUGGGCCACAACCUGAAGAUCUCCAUGUCCGUCAAAGAGCUGCACGGGUUCCUAGGCGUUCCCCCAGGAAGAGGAAGUUGCCCGCUCACUGGCCCCUUGCCCUUUGACCUCAUCUACACAGACUACCAUGGCCUCCAGCAGAUGAAGCAGCACAUGGGGCUGUCGCUGAAGAAACACAAGUGCCAUAUCCGGGUGAUCGACACCUUCGGGACGGAGCCGGCCUACAACCACGAGGAGUACGCCACACUGCACGGCUAUCGGACCAACUGGGGCUACUGGAACCUCAACGCACGCCAGUACAUGACCAUGUUCCCUCACACGCCAGACAACUCCUUCAUGGGGUUUGUGUCAGAGGAGCUGAACGAGACGGAAAAGAGGAACAUCCAGCAGAACAAGGUCAACAACAUGGCCGUGGUCUACGGGAAGGAGGCCAGCAUGUGGAAGCUUCAGGGUAAAGAGGGCUUCCUGCAGAUCCUCCACAGGUACAUGGAGGUGCACGGCACCGUGUACUACGAGACCCAGAGGCCCCCGGAGGUCCCUGCCUUCGUCAAGAACCACGGCCUGCUGCCCCAGCACGAGCUCCAGCAGCUGCUGCGCAAGGCCAAGCUUUUCAUUGGCUUUGGCUUCCCAUACGAAGGACCCGCCCCUUUGGAGGCCAUAGCCAAUGGCUGCAUAUUCCUACAGCCCAAGUUCCAACCUCCACACAGCUCACUCAAUCACGAGUUCUUUAGAGGCAAGCCCACUUCCCGAGGGGUGUCCUCCCAGCACCCAUACGCAGAGCAGUACAUCGGCAGGCCUCACGUCAUGACGGUGGACUACAACAACUCCCAGGAGUUUGACACGGCCAUUAGGGAGAUCAUGAGGACCAAGGUGGAGCCGUACCUUCCGUACGAGUACACGUGCGAGGGAAUGCUGGAGAGGGUGCACGCCUACAUACAGAACCAGGACUUCUGUGUUCCAGAGCCUCCAUUCCCGCUGGGCAACCUCUCCAAACCGCUGGCGAGCAGCAUGAGUACGGGGCCUCUGUUUGUCCCCCUCCCCAACACCACAGCCCUUGGCUGGGCCGCCAACGUCACCCCCCCCCCUGUUUGGCCUCCCGUCAGCUCCCUGCGGCUUCUGGCGUCCCAGGAGGGCCAGUCCUGCAUCGAGACCUGUCAGUCUGCCCGUCUGGUCUGUGAGCCCGCCCACUUCCGCUUCAUCAACAACAAGGAGGCUCUGAGAGGGCUGGACGUUCAGUGCGAGGCGCUGGAUUCCGAGUCCAACCACGUCCUGCCCGCCUUCUCGGUGGCGCGGCGAGAGUGCAGCCUGCAGCAGGACCCCCUGCUGUUCAGCUGCGCCGGCCACUCCCCCAGGUACAGGCGGCUCUGCCCCUGCAGGGACUUCCGCCGCGGCCAGGUGGCGCUGUGCAGGGAGUGUCUAUGAUGAGCGCGUCACAGAGGCCAAUGGGCAGGAGAAGAAGAAGAAGUAGAAGAAAGAAGAAGCAGAAGAAGGAAGCACAUAUGGAUUAGGGGGGAUUAAGGUGGAUAGGUAAGCAGUUGCAGGCGUUGGAGGAGAGAAUUGCUGCAGAGCGGGUGUUGAGAUGAAUCGGAGGAAUCGGUUAGGAGAAAAUCAACAUAGGAUUGAUUGGAGAGGCUCCCCUUAUCCCCCAGGCGGGCGAGUGAAGCUGUGAAGCACUAUUUGUCUUUUUCAAACAGCCACAAAGGUAUGCAGAACAUGGUAAAAUAUGCAGUAUACGCGCGGUUCGAUGCAAGAAGCCAAAGGUGCCAAAAAGAGAACAGAGUAAUGGCUUUGUGUUGUGUUGGGGUUGUUGUGACAGCUCCUAUAGCCGUGCGGUUCGAGGGCUGCGCUACGGAUCGGUGGGCUCUUUGGGGUCUAGAACGCAAGUCAUGAUGAUCAAUGAUGAUCAUGAUGAUCAAUGGCUGCUAGUUUACCCAGGAAGUGUGUUUUCCCUAAAGGUUUGAUGUCAGUAUUACCCCGCAUUGAUCAGCGUCAUGUGGCCACCACAUGUGGCACCUGUCUUUCACCCUUUUCUUAAGAGAGAGGGGUUUUGACGUCAAUUAUAAGAGGGAAUUGUGUCGCGUAGCUGGAAACGGGCAACGAGGACCCACCAAAUGGAGAUCAAUGAAAAGUGUUGAAACAUCUCGAUUUGCAGAGGCCAAGACCAGGUCAAUAUCUAAUCUCCACUCUUCUCCUCGGCGUGUUGUGAUUGGACAAGGGAUGAUGGACAACCGGCUUAUCAUCCUGGCCCUUUUUUUUUUUUUUCUGUCUCACUGGUUCCCUCCCUCCUGCUAUGAUGGACGGAGUCAUUUGUCUGACUUCCCAGAGUGCAGGGCAACAGCGGUCAAUGCAAUCAACUCGGCUCACACAAGGAAACACACACACACACACACACACACACACACAUACACACACACACACAAACAUACACACACACAUACACACAGGGGGAUGGAGAGGAGACGAAGAACAAACAUAAAGGUAUACGAUUAUUUUUCAAUUCGGGGUUCAGCCCCCUGCCAGCUAAGUGGAUUUUAAGAAUCCUGUGAACUUUGUGACCAAAACUGACAAAAGAUUGAAUAAACAAAUGAGAAAAGUCGUAAAGAAGCAA
Gadus morhua (Atlantic cod) is the source of this 4073-nucleotide messenger RNA. RefSeq names its product alpha-1,6-mannosylglycoprotein 6-beta-N-acetylglucosaminyltransferase B (gene mgat5b). NCBI's taxonomy places the organism in Eukaryota, Metazoa, Chordata, Actinopteri, Gadiformes, Gadidae. The transcript has 18 exons. The record is from RefSeq and is a predicted model, not a curated record. Gene Ontology annotation, cellular component: Golgi apparatus. The coding region runs from base 476 to 2887 and encodes 803 amino acids. Gene Ontology annotation, biological process: protein N-linked glycosylation. Gene Ontology annotation, molecular function: alpha-1,6-mannosylglycoprotein 6-beta-N-acetylglucosaminyltransferase activity.